AUGCGUUUCACGUCGCUCGUCACCCUCCUCCCUGCCCUGGCCUUGGCCCAGGAGCAAGUCCCUCUCGCUGAGCGUGUGCAGGGUUGGUUCAACCAGGUCAAAUCCUACGUGCCGACACCAGCCCCCGUUGCCCCGAUCGAGCAGCUGGCGCAGAAGGUCAGCGAGAAGACCGUCACCCCGGUCUCCUUGGACAACUGGCGGUCGAUCCUUACCCCGGCUCCCCAGCCUGAGGAUUGGCUGAUCUUCACUACUGGUGGUAACAAGACCUGCUUCGGUCGCUGCGAAAAAGCCGACAAGGCGUUCAAGGAAUCCGUCCUUCUAUUCUCCGCCGACCCCACCUCUCCUCACCUUGGAUACUUGGACUGCGAGGCUAACCCGGUCCUGUGCGCCGCCUGGUCCGCCAGCGCUCCCUCCGUCAUGUACUUCCAAGUCCCCAAGGAGCAGCCCGCUGGCGAGGAGCGCGCCCCUACUCCUCUUUACAACAUCUACCUGAACUCCACUACCGUCACCCCCGAGACCAUCUACCAGAUCCACUCCAAGAAGACCUUCGAGAAGGUCCCAGCUCACGCGGGUGCUCUCCACCCCGUUGACGGCUGGGUCGCCAAGUACCAGCUCAACAUCCCUAUGGGCUACGUUAUCUGGGCUCUCGGUGCUGUUCCCAGCUGGCUGUUCAUGAUCGGUAUCAGUUUCUUCAGCCGUACCUUCAUGAGCCGUCGCAUGGGUCCUACUGGAAACGCCCCUCGUGCUCCCCCUGCCGGUAGCGCGAACUAG
Messenger RNA from Penicillium bovifimosum, 771 nucleotides. RefSeq lists its product as uncharacterized. Lineage: Eukaryota; Fungi; Ascomycota; Eurotiomycetes; Eurotiales; Aspergillaceae. Bases 1 to 771 code for a protein of 256 amino acids. The transcript is spliced from 3 exons. The record is from RefSeq and is a predicted model, not a curated record.